AUGGCGCAUAUAAUUGAAGACGAAUUAAAAAAUAUAAUAAAAGAUAUAUAUGUAUCUCCAAUACUAACCCAUAGCAGUAGAAUAGCAAAAAGAGAAAUUUCUUUUUUUUUGGGGUUAACUAUUAAUGAAUUAUUAAACCCAUUAGGUGAAUCUGAUUGUUUGAUAAUUAAUGAAAAAGAAAAUAUAGAUUUAAAUUUAAAUGCUAACAUUAAUAUAAAUUAUAUAAAUAAGAAUAAUACAUUAUCUGAAAAAAUAUUAAAUAAUAAAAAUUUAAAAUUAUCUUUUAUAGAUGUAGAUGAUUAUGAAAAUUUAAAAUUAGAACAUAUUGAAAAAGUCUUAAUAGAUACUAUUUCAUACAAUGAACCACAAUAUUCUGAUAUAUAUAAUAAAUCAAAUUUAGAUGCUUAUUUUAAUAAAAAUAAUAAGGAUAAUAUUUAUACGAAUAUAAAAUAUUUUGAAAAUAUAUGCUUAAAUUCAAAAAUUAUUCAUAAUAAUAUAAAAAAUGAUAUAAAAAAAAGACAAAGCCAAAAUUCACAAAAUGAUUCUAAUAUUUAUAUAGAUCAAAAAUUUGGAAAAAUUAAUAAAAAAAAAAAAAAAAAAUUUCAACAAAUAAAUAAUGAUUCCACUACAUCUGAUUCUUCUUAUGAACAAAAUAAUAUAAUUCGUAUACAAAAAUAUAAUGCUUUUUUUUUGCCAUGGUUUUAUAAUUAUUUUAAAACUUCAUGGAAAUAUAUGCAUCUAUAUAAUAGUUUGCCUAUUUCUCCUUUAGGUAUUAUAUGUAUAUGUAGUACAAAAGAUAAUGAUAUAAUCAAUUUAUAUAAAUAUAUGAUUAAUUAUCAAAUAAAAAAAAAUAAUGUAUAUAUGAAUCAAAAUAUUCCUAAAUGUAUAAUACUACUACAUGUAUCAAAUAGUGAUGAUGAUGAAAUCGAAACCGAUGUUCAAAAGAUUUUUGUAAAUGUUCAAUCUAAUUUUUUAAAUUAUAAAUGUCAUUUAUUAAUUAUAAAAGCUCGAAGAUUUAUAGAUGCAUCAAAUAAAGAACCUAAAAUAAAUUUGAGUUCACAAAAUAAUUUAUCAAUAAAUAAAUCAAACACAUCUCAAGAUAUACAACAAAUAAAAGAAAAAAAUAACAAACUUGACAAUGUAAUAUAUGAAAAUAAUAAAUACACAAAUGAAUCACAAACAAAACAAUAUAAUAAUCUUAAUUUUAUUCAAAAAUUAUAUAUAAAAUAUUUAUCUCCAAAUCCAUUUAAAGAUAUUAAAAAUAAUAGUAAUAUAUCUGUUUAUACAAAUUUUAAAGAUAUAGAAAAUUUUCAAAAAAAAAAAAAAGAAUUAUCAAAUAAUUUAAAUAAAAUAUAUGAAUAUAUAAAUUCAGAUAAUGUAAUAUAUAUAUGUAAAAAUACACCUCUAUAUGUUGACAAUAUAUUUUUUUGUUCAUGUUUAAAUCAUAUAGAUGUUAUAUCAUUAAAAAAUUUUAUACACAAUUUUAUAAAAACAAAUGUAGUUUCAUAUAUUACUACAAUUGCUAAUAAAAUAAAUAAUAUGAUAUUAAAUAAUAAAAAAAGUAUAAAAAAUCAACUAAAAUUUAUGUGGAAAAAAACAAAAUUAAGCUUUUCAACAUCCGAUACAGCUUUAUAUGUAGCUGAACAAACUGGAAAUGCUAUUAUAUCCGCAGCACAUAACGUAUUAGCAUCUAAUCUAGAUACUUAUGAAAAAAAAAAUAGCUUAAAAAAUGUACAGCUAUUUGAUGGAAAAAAUAACAAUAAUAAUCAAAUAACUUAUUCUGCUUAUGAUGAUGAAAAAAAUGAUUCAGAAGAUCAUGUCAAAGAUCUUAAUUAUGAUGGUGCAUUACAAAAAAACAAACAAGAUGGAAUCAUAAAUAAUGUAUCCAAAAUAGAAAAUAUUGAAGAAAAUGAAAUAAAAAUAUAUAAUAAAGAUUCGUUAGAACAUAUGUAUAAAACUUUAAGUGACAUUUAUUUUAUUUUAGAGGAAUAUGAAUUAUCUUAUAAUAUAUUAAAAAUGUGUAUAAACGAAUUUAAACAUAAUAAAGAAUAUGCUUAUUUAGCAAAUUUAUAUGAAUUAUAUAGUUUAUGUAUUUUUAAUAUGAAUAAUAUAAAUAAAAAAGAUAUAUUAUAUUAUCUUGAUAUGAGCUAUCAAAUGUAUUAUAAAAUAUUUUAUUUAAACAAUAUGUUUGUAUGUUCUAUAAUUAAUUAUUACAUAUCUAUAAUUUGUGAAAUUAAAAGUGAAGAAGCAGCUACUAUACUAACCAAUGCCAAUUUUGAUUUUUCAUGUAUUGAAGAUAAAAUGAACACAAAAAAUUGCAUUAGCAAAUUCGAAUUCCAAAUCAAUAAUAUUCGAUCUGCUUUGUUGUUGGAGCAAAUUACCUAUAGUUAUAAAAAGGCCAAGCACACUAAAAAUAAAAAAAAAAACAAAGAUAAAAAUGACGAUAAAAAUCGAAAUGUAGAUAAAUAUGGCGAUAAAAAUGGCGAUAAAAAUGUAGAUAAAUAUGGCGAUUCAUUUUUAACUGAUAAUGUACAACGAAAUAAUUUCCCUCCCACUGUAUCUCAAGAAUUUCCUAUGAAUCACCAAAAACAAAUUAGUGAACUAACUUAUAAUACCUCAUCAAAUUCAUUAAUAGAUGACAAAAAUUUCCACAAAACUGAAUCCGGCAAGCAUGCUAGCUCUGCAAAUGAUGAUAACUCGGAAAGUUAUGAAAAAAAUUUCGGGGAAAAUUAUGAAAAAAAUUUCGAAAAAAAUUAUGAAAAAAAUUUCGGAAAAAAUUAUGAAAAUAUUUGCCAAAAUGACGCACCACAUAUUCGAAGCGUGCACCGAGAUGAUGUGUAUGCACAAAAUAGAGACCGAAAUUCAAGUCUAGAACAUAUUAAAAAGAUAAACCAAAUGGAUGAAAUAGAAGAAAAAAAUCAAAUAAAUAACCUAAAAUAUAAGUCAAGAAAAUAUUUAUUUGAUUUAACAUUAGCAGGUCAUACAUUUAAUAAAUGUGGAUUUAAAAAAUUAGCUUUAUUUUGUUAUUCAAAAUCUUUAAAAAAAUUUGAAAAAAAAAAAAUGAAACAUAUAUAUGAGCAUUUGCAUUUUAUGAUGGCUAGACAAGCAUUUAGUAUAAAUUUAUAUUCUGAAGCAUUACAACAUUAUAUAUCUAUUUUGAAUUCGAUAUCUAAAUAUUCUGAACAAUCAUAUAUUCUUAACAAAAAUAUUGAUAUAUAUUCUAUUUCAAUUGACAAAGAAAUAAAUUUUAUAAGAGAAUUUGCUUAUGUAUAUAAAAUAUAUAUGGAUAAAGUUUUAAAUAUGUAUAAUAAGGUUAGUGGAGAGCAGCUUCCCUCAUUUUCGGAAGUUGGCCACGCAGCUAGCGAAAAUGGCGAAGGCAAGGAAAAUGGUGAAAAUUUUGAAAAUGGUGAAGAUGGCGAAAGUAACGACAUUGCACACACCGCUAGCAAAUGCAAUGGUGAUGAAAUUAUAAAACCUUUGAAUUUGAGAAUUCCAUUAAUUUGCCAAAGAAAUAGCGAAAGUUUAUUUGCAAAUUCAAUUUAUGUAUCUAAAACAAAUAUAUAUAAAUUAAAAAAAAACAAUAGUAUAAAUAAUAUUAAUUAUUUUGAUAUUUUUGAAAAUAAUUUAUAUAAAAUAAAAAAUUAUAAUACAACCAUACUAGAUAUGUAUAAUAUCAUGUCAAAAGAUAUUAAUAACAUUUCUAAUGAUAAUAUAAAUUGUUUAAAUUAUUUAUUUAUUACUUAUAAAAAUUUUAUUAAUGCCAUAUAUAACGAUUCUAUAAAUUUAGAGAAUAACGAAAUAUAUACCCAUGAUGAUUUGGGCCCCCCCAAAAAUGAAUGCAUAAACGGAAUUCCCCAAAAUGGAAAAACUGAAAAUGCUACCACAUUUGAAAAUAACACAUUUGAAGAAACGAACCAAAAUGAUGCAAAUAAAAAUAACUGUGUUAAUAAAAAUGAUCAAUUUUUUCAAAAAUCAAUAAAUGUGUCUCCAUUUUUUUCCAUGGAAAAUACAAAAGAUUUUAUUUCAUAUACAAACGAAUUAAGACUAAAACUUAAAAAUAGUAUCGAAUUUUCUAAUAGUGUUCAAAUUAAAAAUAUAUAUCAAACAAAUUUUUCAAAAGAGGAACUCCAAAUUAAUAAUAAAUAUAUUCAAUAUGCAACAAAAAAUGAUUUUAUUUUUGUAACUUUUACUUUAAGCAAUCCACUUCACACAAAAGUUGAAUGUCAAGCUACACAUCUAUGUGCAUAUUUUUAUAAUCAAAAAUUGAAUCAAGAUAUUAUUGUUGAAAAAAAAAUUCUUAUUCUAGAACCCAAAGAAUCUCGAACUUUCACAUUAUAUCUUCGUCCUCUAAAGCAUGGAUUAUUAUUUAUAUCAGGAAUUGUUUGGGACCUAUUCGGGCUCGUAAAGACUUAUCAAAACUUUUACACACAUGGAGUAAAACAAUUAAAUAAAAAAUUUGAUAAGAUGCAUAAAUUAAAAUAUGAUGAAUUAUUUAAUGUAGAUGAUGAUAUAGAAAAAAAACAAAAAAUAAUUAAAAAAAUAAAUAAAGAAAAUGAUAAAUAUAUAUGGUCUAAUAAUAUAGGAAUGAUUCAAAAAAGAAGUUUUGAAAAAACAGAUACUUACGAAAUAGAUCAUAGAUUAUUAUAUUAUAUAUAUGAAAAAACAUAUUUAUUUGAUUUUAUAUUUGAAAAUGUUUAUUCAAAAGAUCGAAAAAAACAAAAUAAUUAUGAAAUCGAUCUAAUCGAAUUAUUAGAAGGAGAAGGAAUGGAAAUAAAAUUUAAAAUUAUUAAUUAUUCAGAAAUAUCUUUAACAUAUUUGAAUUUGUGUAUAACUCCAUGUAAUUUAUUUACAUGCUAUAAGCUUGUUUAUAAUAACAAUACAACAUUUCAUAUUUUGAAAGAUAUGUCAAAUUCUUCACAAAGAUGUCAUAACACAGAAUUGAAUAAUAACGAUUCAGUGCCAAAUAUUGAGGAACCAAUUUUUGUGGAUAGUGAAUUAUAUUGCGAAGAUUAUGUAGAUGUAAAUAACUGUUCAGUUUUUAAGCAAAAAUUUAAAAAUAAAAAUAUCCAAAAUAUAAAAAUAAAAGGAAAUUUAAAAAAAAAUGAUACAUUUAUUUUAUAUCUUAAAGUUGAUACGACAUAUACUGGAUUUCAUAAAUUUAUGAUAACUAUGUUAUGUGGAAAUGAUAUAAAUAAUAAUACCGAUUCAAAUAAACAAACAAAUAAUAUGAACAAUAAUUCUGUAAUAUAUCCUGAUAUGUUUCUAGAAAAAAAACAAGCCUCUUACUUAUUUUUCAGAAUAAUUAAUAUUAUACCAAUAAUUAAACUUAUCACAUAUCCUUUAAAUAAAUAUAAUAGUGAACACAAUUUUAUUUAUUUACUUUUUCAUAAUUUAUGUAAAAAUGAAAUUUAUUUAUAUAAUUUAUAUCUUGAACAUGUUAAUAAUAAUAAUGUGGAUAAAAAAGAAAAACAUAUAUAUAUCAAUUUUACAGAAAAAAAUAAAGACACAGAAAAAAAAUAUAUAAAAUUAUAUAAUUUUUAUUCUUCUAAUAUUCUAUUUAUAAAAAAAAAUAAAACUCUUACAUCUCUCUUUUAUUCAGAUAAAAAUAUUAUACAAAAUAAUAUUUUAGAAAAUUAUUUUAUAGAUCAUACAAAUAAUUUAACCCCAUCUCUUCAUACGUCUUUUUAUUUAAACAUAAAUUGGAUAUCUAAACAAUUUGGUGUUUUAAAAAAAGGAUGUAUAAAAAAAAAAGUCACAUUUUCAAAUGACAUAUUAACUUUUUCUAUUGAUCAAUUUGACAAAGAUAUAUUUAUAAACAAUCAAAAAGACAAACUUAUAAAAAUUGGAAUUAAUAUAAAUAAUAAUUCAAAUUUCGAUAUUUCUGAUUGUUAUGUACAUGUUAGAGAAAUGGAAGCGAUGAAUUUUGAUUCUUCAAUUGAAGAAAAUGGUGAUAAAGAAAGCAUUACAAGUUUUGACAAUACUGACACAGAAUCUGUAGAUGAUAAAUAUACCAAUGCUGAUUAUGAUGAUCAAAAUAGUGAACAAAAUUUUAAAAAUAAUUCUGAUUUUUCUGAAAUAUAUGAACAUAUAACCAACGAAUUUAAAAAUACCGAAUCGGAUCAUUUUAUAAAAAAUGAACAUAUUGAAAAUCAAACUGAAAUAGAUAAAAUAGACGAAAAAAAUAAAAUAAUUUCUAACUAUUCUUAUAAAUCAGUUUUAUAUGAUGAAAUAAAUAUUCAACAAAAUUCUAUAAAUGUAAAAAUGAAUAUAUCAAAAUAUAAUCCCAUAACGGAAAAUUAUUAUAAAACUGACACAAAUAAUUUUGAAAUGGCAGUUUUAAAUUAUUCUUCAUCUAUUAAUGAUAAAAAUAAUCAAGAUAUUAAAAAUUUGGAAGAGAAACAAAAAAAAAGUUAUAGUUCAGAGAAAAAUAGUAUUACAGAUUUUUCAUUUGAUUUACCUCAAAAAUAUAAAUUAACUCACCAAAAAAAAAAAAAAAAACUUUACAAACUUUUUGUUCAUAAUACAUUUAUACACGAUUAUAACAAUCCUAAUGAUUUUAUUCGAUUGACAUAUGAUGAAAUUAAUAAAAGAGAAAACCCAAACCAAAACCAAAAUAAACAUCCUGAACAUUUCAUUUCGAUAAAUGGUUUUACAUUUGUAGGAAUAAUACAAAAACAUAUUAAAAAAAUCAAAAAACACACACAAAAAAAAAUAUUUUUUAAUAUCCUUUUUACAAAACAAGGAAUUUAUAAUAUAAAUAAAUUUCAUGUAGUGUUUAAGUUGAAUGGUGAAUUUUUUAUGUUUAAACCUUUAAACGAAUUAAUUGUACAAAUUCACAAAUAA
Plasmodium yoelii is the source of this 6843-nucleotide messenger RNA. RefSeq names its product trafficking protein particle complex subunit 8, putative. Gene Ontology annotation, biological process: protein localization to phagophore assembly site; endoplasmic reticulum to Golgi vesicle-mediated transport. NCBI's taxonomy places the organism in Eukaryota, Apicomplexa, Aconoidasida, Haemosporida, Plasmodiidae. The transcript has 2 exons. Gene Ontology annotation, cellular component: TRAPPIII protein complex; cytoplasmic vesicle; phagophore assembly site. The record is from RefSeq and is a predicted model, not a curated record. Bases 1 to 6843 code for a protein of 2280 amino acids.